AUGACCGAGAAAAGCGCGCAUACGGCCACCGGCCCCGACCAACCACCGAGCAAUGGGACGACAGAGCAAUUAAAACUCAAUAUGUCUGAAGGAGAAAGAAUAAGGCGGGAAUCCAGCGCAAGAGACAGCGUCCAAACCUCCCCGGUGUCCAAGCCUGAGAACGGCGCUGCGGCGGCUUCCUCCAGUCCGAAGAAGCGUCGCAAAGUUAAUCACGCAUGCGUCUACUGUCGACGAUCGCAUAUGACUUGCGACUCGGUACGACCUUUCUGA
Aspergillus melleus is the source of this 270-nucleotide messenger RNA. RefSeq names its product Transcription factor. The record is from RefSeq and is a predicted model, not a curated record. Gene Ontology annotation, biological process: regulation of DNA-templated transcription. Bases 1 to 270 code for a protein of 89 amino acids. Gene Ontology annotation, cellular component: nucleus. NCBI's taxonomy places the organism in Eukaryota, Fungi, Ascomycota, Eurotiomycetes, Eurotiales, Aspergillaceae. The transcript has 3 exons. Gene Ontology annotation, molecular function: DNA-binding transcription factor activity, RNA polymerase II-specific; zinc ion binding; RNA polymerase II transcription regulatory region sequence-specific DNA binding.